AUGUCUGGUCAUUGUUGCGAGUGCUUCUUAAUAUCCUUGGCUAUCAAUUUACCUGAUUUGGCGACUGUGACUAAAAUGGACGAAGCAUUAUGCGUCAUCUUUAAUUUCAUAUUUGUUAGAAACAAGGUCAAAAUAGUGACAGAUGGUGCUAUGCCUCCACUGGUGGAGCUCCUCAAGAUGCAAAAUAAUGGUAUAAGAGAAUUAGCUACAGCUGCAGUCUUGACACUCUCAGCUGCUGCAUCCAACAAACCCAUUAUUGCUGCUUCUGGAGCCGCACCUUUCCUUGUUCAGAUUCUCAAAUCUGGAAGUGUUCAAGGCAAAGUUGAUGCUGUUACAGCUCUCCAUAAUCUUUCUACCAGCAUUGAGAAUUCCAUUGAACUUCUUGAUCCAAGUGCUGUUUUCCCUCUGAUCAAUCUUCUUAAAGAGUGCAAGAAGUAUUCCAAGUUUGCAGAAAAAGCCACAGCACUGCUUGAAAUCCUUUCCAACUCCGAAGAAGGGCGAAUUGCAAUCUCAAUUGCAGAUGGUGGAAUCUUAACUCUAGUAGAGACAGUUGAAGACGGAUCACUUGUCAGCACAGAACAUGCUGUAGGAACUCUGCUAACAUUAUGUCGAAGCAGCCGAGAUAAAUACAGGGAACUGAUUCUUAAAGAAGGAGCGAUUCCGGGUCUUUUACGUCUGACCGUGGAGGGCACGGCUGAAGCUCAAGAUAGAGCACGUGCGCUUCUGGAUUUGCUCAGAGAUUCUCCCUCAGAAAAGAGACUAACCUCAUCAGUUUUGGAGAAAAUUGUUUAUGACAUUGCUGAACGGGUAGAUGGUGCAGAUAAAGCUGCUGAAACUGCCAAACGGUUGUUGCAAGAUAUGGUUCAGAGGAGUAUGGAACACAGCAUGAAAUGCAUCCAGCAUAGGGCUGCAUCUUGCACACCUUCUAUUCCUUCCACUUGA
Sphenostylis stenocarpa is the source of this 942-nucleotide messenger RNA. The record is from the annotation of a GenBank genome assembly. NCBI's taxonomy places the organism in Eukaryota, Viridiplantae, Streptophyta, Magnoliopsida, Fabales, Fabaceae.